GCAGCUACAUGUACCGCAGAUAAGUAGAUAAUGUCCAAAGAUGUUUUCACGCGCUGUGCCCGCCCGUACCUGUUCAAUGGCUUCAAACGCUCUCCCGUCGUGCAUUCCACGCGUGCCCUGUCCCUGACCUCCCCAUGUCUGGCGAAGCAGCCACAACAGCACGAUGUGACACAUGACUACGAGAAAAGAGUAGCGCAGUUGGAGGCUCGAAAGUCGAGAGCAGAGUGGUAUCCCAGAAUUGGACAUGUAGCUCCUGUGCGCAGCACGGGCGGUAGGAGGAUAACGAGGAGAACCGCACUCCAACACGGCGCUCAAUUAGCCCCAGGUGAGACGUACGGAAAUACGUGCGCGCCUCCAGAAGAGGUAUUUGUGUUGGCGGGACGCAUCAGCACCGUGCGAACCGCAGGAUCCAAGCUUGUCUUCGCCGACAUACUGGUAGAAGAUGGCACAAUACAAGGUGUCGUGCAGCUCAGCAAGCUACGCGACCAUGACCCAGCUAUAACCGAUGACGCCUUUAAAGCAUUCAGCAAGACUGCGAGGAAAGGCGACUCCUGGUUGAUCAAAGGCUUCAUCCACCGCACUGAGCGUGGCGAGCUUUCGAUUUUGGCAAACGAGCUUCCGACGCUGUUGUCGCCAUCACUGCAUCAGAUACCAGAAUCGCUUGAAAAUCCCGAAGCUCGAGCGCGCAAUCGACAUGUCGACAUGCUGGUUCAUCCAGAAGCCGUUGAGACCAUCCAAGUGCGGCACCAUAUCGAAGCUAAGCUGCAGGACUUCCUCAACAAGCUAGGUUUCGUCAAGGUCACUACACCGCUUUUAAGCUCAGUGGCGGGAGGCGCGAAUGCUCGACCGUUCGAGACAGUGGCGACUGAGCUGUCGGACGCGACAUUGAACUUGCGCAUUGCCCCAGAGCUUUGGCUGAAGCGACUCAUAGUUGGUGGUAUGGAGAGAGUGUACGAGAUUGGACCUGCGUUUCGCAACGAAGGCGUGGAUGCUACUCACAAUCCAGAGUUCAAUAUCUGCGAGUUCUAUCAAGCGUAUGCCACCUUGGGCGACCUGAUGCAGAUCACAACGCAGUUGCUGUAUGCACUGAAUGAGCUUAUCUACAGCCUACGACAGCAACGACUUCUUCCACAUCUAAACCCUGCAGAUCUCAACUUUCAAGAUUCGUCAGGAGUACGGCGUCUGAAAUGGCCAACGACUCUGCCCACUGUCGAGUUCCUCCCGACUCUCGAAGCGAAGCUCAAUUGUGUCCUGCCAGAUCUUGUGAGCCCCGAUGCUAAAGCCACUGUACUAAGCAUCUUCGCCGGGAAGAACCUCACCGUUCCCUCCAAUCCAACCCUUCCGCGCCUGCUCGAUGUGCUCGCCGCAGAAUUCCUCGAACCACUAUCCAGCUCGGAACCAAUCUUCAUCACUCACCAUCCAGCCUGCAUGUCGCCUCUCUCCAAGCACUUCGUCUGUCCCCAAACGAACCAGACCGUCGCAGCCCGAGCCGAACUCUUCUAUCAAGGCCGCGAAUACGCAAACAUGUACGAGGAAGAAAAUAGUCCCUUUGAGCAGAGACGGAAACUGGAAGAACAGCUGAAAUUGAGAGAAGAGGGAAAGGAUAGUGAAGCAAUGAAGCUCGAUGAGCAGUACUUACGAGUCUUGGAAUGGGGUAUGCCGCCGACGGGCGGUUGGGGCUGUGGCAUUGAUCGCUUGGUCAUGCUAUUCAGUGGAAGGGAAAGAAUCGGAGAUGUUUUGGCUUUUGGCACGUUGAGGAAUGUCGUUGGGCUGGGAAAGAUGUAGAGAAAAAAACGAGAUGAUGAUGACCUCAAGAGCUCGGGGAAGCGUCGCAUGCUGUGAGCAGACCGGAUGUCUCUCCAGUGUUGGCGUGCCGUACUCUCUCCGCCUCUGCUCCCAAUUUGCAUACAACUCCCAACUCUACGAUGGACUGAGUUGAACUCGACGACCGACACGUUUCACCCACGCAAAUCGAACCAGCUCCAAGCAGCGUAAUCAAUGGCUUCAAUGGAAUGCCAUUGCGAGCCCUUUCGGCGCUUAGCGCCGGGCGUAAACUCAACUCAUUUCAACCCAACUCAACUCAACUUCAACUGUUCAUUUGUCGAAACAAAGGCAUGUGGUACUUCUCGGAACCCCC
Molecule: messenger RNA, 2137 nt
Organism: Sphaerulina musiva SO2202
Lineage: Eukaryota; Fungi; Ascomycota; Dothideomycetes; Mycosphaerellales; Mycosphaerellaceae
Product: class II aaRS and biotin synthetase
Exons: 3
Coding region: 31-1785 (584 amino acids)
Biological process (GO): mitochondrial lysyl-tRNA aminoacylation
Cellular component (GO): cytoplasm; mitochondrion
Molecular function (GO): lysine-tRNA ligase activity; ATP binding; tRNA binding
Source: RefSeq, a predicted model, not a curated record